Molecule: messenger RNA, 564 nt
Organism: Penicillium manginii
Lineage: Eukaryota; Fungi; Ascomycota; Eurotiomycetes; Eurotiales; Aspergillaceae
Exons: 1
Coding region: 1-564 (187 amino acids)
Source: RefSeq, a predicted model, not a curated record
AUGCUUAUCUGCGUGGAUAACAAUCUUUUAUCGCGAGCUGCUGGUCGUGAUGGUACCAGUGCUAUGAAUAAGGCUCGACACGAAUUGAUAACCUGGACAGAAACAGCAGCUUCACGACGGGCAUGUAUUCAUGCAGCUCAGACAUUUCGGAUACUAUCUCAUCGCAAGCCCGCUGAUGGAACGGCAUUCCAGUCCGUCCGAGCUCUGUUCAUGUCGGCGAUGGUUCUUGGAUUUUAUCUUCUUGCCAAGAAACUCUCAUCCAAAUGUUCACCCGUCGAUGAGAAUGAUUCAUUUGACUUGUCUCAUGCCGGUAUUGAUUGGAAGAUCGUCGGGGAAGAGGGCUUUACUGAACCGCUAGCAACUCUAAACUCUGAAAAUACAGCCCUUCAAUUUAUUCAGUCUGGUGGCCCGAUAGUUAUGGAUGGAAAAAAUUAUCAACCUGGAGCCAGACAUGCUAAGCGUAUCAUCUUGGAAUUUGCUGGUCUUUUAGACGAAGUUGGGUCUCAUUGGAUGGCUGAUUACGCGCAACUUUUGUACACCAUUCACGACACAAUUGAAGAGUAA